UUUCAAUCAAAGCAAUUUUGCGUCGUUUCGUUGAUAUAAUUUUCUAUUAUUUAUUUUGCUUUGUUAGAUUUAACUAAGAAAAUUUGCCUAUGGUAACGUAGCGAGACAUAAUGGCGAAUCAGGAAAUCAGUUUGAAAUGGAAUGGCUAUCAGAGCAACAUUCUGUUCAAUGUAAAAGAGUUGUACAAAGACGAAGGCUUGUCGGACGUGACUCUGGUGUCUGAGGGUCACAGUUUUAAGGCUCAUAAAGUGAUACUGUCGGCAAAUAGUUCAGUUUUCAGGACCAUAUUUCAGCAAAACCCCCACAAGGAUCCAAUUAUAGUGCUUCAUGACAUCAGUACGGCCUCUCUGCGGACGUUGCUGACGUUCAUGUACAACGGAGAGGUGAAUGUGACUGAAGAAUUUCUACCAAUACUGUUAAAAACUGCAGAAACGUUAAGAAUUUGCGGUUUAUCUACAGGUAGUGAGGUUUCACGUGAAGAUGAGAAAACGUCAGCAAGCUCUUUACCUAAAAAGCGUAAGAAAAGUGAACAUGAAGACAGCAACAGUAAAUGCAAGAAAUGUAUAUCUGUACAGGGCCGACAAGAUGUUGCUCAAAAUAACCUAGUGCCAAAGUUAGAGCCAGCGGAAUCACCACUCACGGACUAUUCCGGAGAUAAUACAAAUGAUACUGAUAUAGCUCUGCUUGACGAUGUUGCUGAGAAGAAGCAAAAUAAAGGUUCAGGAGCAACCAAGAAGAGGAAAAGAGCAGAACAAGACAACAACAAUAAAUGCAAAAAGUGCUUACCAACGGUUGAUUCAGAAACUGUUCACAAAAUUAGCUCUGACAAUGGAAAGCAAUCUAAUGUUGUCCUCAAAAUUGAGCCCAUAGAAUCACCCCUUACGGAUUAUUCAGGAGAAAAUACAAAUGACACAGAUAUUGCUUUACUGGAAGAGACUUCUGAUAAGAAACAGAUUAGUGCUGAAAAUUGUCUCAACAAGAAGGCGUACAUGCUUAGUGACAGAAUUGAUAAGAGCGAAGUUAGUAGCACACAACCAUGUUUGAACGAAAAGAUUAACAGCAGUGAUGCGUCUGAUGAAAUAAUUGAAAUAGACAAGGAAGUUGAAAAUGUGCUGCAGAGUGGAACCAGAAUUGAAUCGCUGAGUAUAAAAACGGAGAAUCUAAAUUUGGUGAAUACUGAUGCUAAAGAUCCAUCAUUUCCCUGUCCGUUUUGUCCACGCGUGUACAACAGUUGGGGGUACAGACGGAGACACGUGAAAUCUAGACAUGUUACUAACAGGCUAUCAUGCAAGUGGUGCGUGUCAGUCCUCCCGUCGACGGGCGCGUGGUACACGCACGCGACGCGCGCGCACGGCGUGGCGCACGAGGAGGCGCGCAACUCGCUCGUCGUCAUGGUGGAGGCGCACGCCGUGCUCACGCUCGCCGAGCCCAACGUCACGCAGCUGCUCGUCUGAACACAGGUAUGGAAUAUCUAGACUGGAGUGUACCUGUGGUCGCAUUCUUAACAUCAGUCAGAGUGCCUAGUGCGAGUUUUGCAAAUUAACUUUCUCGAUGCAAAGAUUAUUAUCAUACCUUUGAAUCACGUACACGUAGUACUGUACUUUUGCAACUCUACAAAAUCAAUCCUCUGUAAUACUCUUUUUAAGGGUACAAGUUUACACUGGCAUAAUAUGUUUAAGGGUGCUUCAUUUUACCUGCUCCCAAGAUUCAUAUUUGUUAUUUUGAGCAUUAAUGUCGAGCCACAGACUUAGAUAGAUAAAGAAACGGCAAGGUAAUUGUUGUUAAUUUCUUAUCUUCAUUGUCACACCACAGUCAGUUGUUUGUGUCAACCAUGCUUGAUUUUUGUAUUGAUAUGAGUGCUCAUUUAUUUCCAAUAGUUUUUCUACUAUGUUGAUGUAAAAAUGUCACAUUCUAGCACUGUAACUUAUUGUAAGUUUUUUUUUAUUGCACAGUGAGAUAACUUCUGGUCUUCUUUUUGUCAUAAAGUAGCAUAAUAUAAGUACCUUACUUACGGCCAGUCCAACCAUUGUUUGACAGUUACAUGGUCAGUAAUAUACACUUGUUUUAUUUCUGCACUAAUUUUAAGGUAUGGUAACUUUUUGUCUCUGGGUUUUUCCAUAGUGAGCGUGGUUGUUUUUUAAUUUACUGUCUAAUAUGGAAAUGGAAUGUUGAGGUACUUCAGAAACAAUAAUGUAGUUACGAUUUUAAUUCGCCUUUCAUCAGUCACAUUGGAUUGUUUGUUAAUCUGGGUGACCACAGACUUAUAAAUGUUUAGACAGCAAUAUUGAAUUUACUUUUGUAUGUGCUGUGUCACUCACUAUAAAAAAAUGAAAAGGCAUAUUAAAAUAUUAAGGUUAACUUUUCUAAUUAUCUAUAUUUUGUUUGUAUUUAUUGUUUAAAUUAUUGUAAUAGGUAUGUGAUGAUCUCAAAGUUAUGAAGUCACGGUUUUCUAGUAUCGUAAGCGCCAUAAUAAAUUGCUUAAAAAUAAAUAUUUUACGAAUACCUU
Messenger RNA from Helicoverpa zea (corn earworm), 2506 nucleotides. RefSeq names its product protein tramtrack, beta isoform-like. Lineage: Eukaryota; Metazoa; Arthropoda; Insecta; Lepidoptera; Noctuidae. Gene Ontology annotation, molecular function: protein binding. Gene Ontology annotation, cellular component: nucleus. The coding region runs from base 111 to 1454 and encodes 447 amino acids. The record is from RefSeq and is a predicted model, not a curated record. The transcript is spliced from 8 exons. Gene Ontology annotation, biological process: regulation of transcription by RNA polymerase II.